Messenger RNA from Periophthalmus magnuspinnatus, 1801 nucleotides. RefSeq names its product GTP cyclohydrolase 2 (gene gch2). The record is from RefSeq and is a predicted model, not a curated record. Gene Ontology annotation, molecular function: zinc ion binding; GTP cyclohydrolase I activity; GTP binding. The coding region runs from base 58 to 762 and encodes 234 amino acids. Lineage: Eukaryota; Metazoa; Chordata; Actinopteri; Gobiiformes; Gobiidae. The transcript has 6 exons. Gene Ontology annotation, biological process: tetrahydrofolate biosynthetic process; tetrahydrobiopterin biosynthetic process. Gene Ontology annotation, cellular component: cytoplasm.
CCACCGGACCUGACUCCUGUCCUCCUCUGCCCGCGCGCCAAGACGCACUAUCUCAACAUGAACAGCCACUGCAACACCAACAACGCCAACGAGAGCGUGGAUGUCCAUCUCAACAACGGCUUCAGCGACCUCAUCAUAGACACCAAAAAGUCCCCCGUGCACCGGCAGCACGAGACCUCCCGUAAAGAGGCGGAGGACAAGUCCCGGCUCCCGGCCAUCGAGGCUGCGUACACGUGCAUCCUCCGCGAGCUCGGCGAGGACGUGGACCGAGAUGGGCUCCUCCGCACUCCGCUCAGAGCCGCCAAGGCCAUGCAGUUUCUCACCAAGGGAUACCACGAGACCAUCUACGACGUUUUGAAUGAUGCGAUUUUCGACGAGGACCACAACGAGAUGGUGAUUGUGAAGGAUAUAGACAUGUUCUCUCUCUGCGAACAUCACCUGGUGCCUUUCUUUGGCAGGGUUCACAUCGGAUACAUCCCAAACAAGAAAGUGGUGGGACUCAGCAAACUGGCCAGAAUUGUGGAGAUCUACAGCCGCAGACUUCAAGUUCAAGAGCGUCUGACCAAGCAGAUCGCGGUGGGGAUUUCGGAGGCUCUGCAGCCGCUGGGAGUGGCUGUGGUCAUCGAGGCAACACACAUGUGUAUGGUGAUGCGUGGGGUGCAGAAGAUGAACAGCCGCACAGUGACCAGUGCCAUGUUGGGUGUGUACCUGGAGGACCCCAAGACGAGGGAGGAGUUUCUGACCCUGACACGGAAGUUCUAAAACUCCAUCACAGCAUUCAGUCCUCCACCUCUGAAGAUCCUGCAAACAAAAUGUAACUGUUUAAAGUCAUAGUUUGGGUUUUUGCAUGGGUGACUUUACUUUUAAAUGGCAAUAACACUUUUAAAAGUACUUUCAUACAUGUAGCCAUGCCUACACUGGGGCUAAAUGAUACUUGGCUGCCAUUAUGUGCCAACUGCUUCAUUCUCGUAGUAUGAACAUUGAGUAUCUUGCCCAAGGACAUGAACUAUAUUUUGUGGGCAGUGCACUAACCCCCAAAGUACUAGAACCUCAUUAAUGGUAUUCAAGGUUGUAAAAUUAUGUCAACUGGACAAAGUUGAGUGAAGAUCUAAGCAGCUGCUGCUUCAGAUGUUCAUUUUUCUUUGACUAAACUUAAAACAUGUAUAUUUUGAGUAAUGGGUCUAAUUCCUUGGUGGUCCAGGUAUGAUCCAUGCUCAAAUAACCAGUUGCUGUCCAUGUAAUCUAGAUGGUUUAGUUUUUGGGUUCAUAAAUGGUAAACUUGUAUGAUCACUUCAUGGGCCAAUUGCAGAACAAAACAUUUUUUUAUUUUUUUAAUAAACAUCCUUGACAUUUAAAAAAAAGGAAUUGGCUCCAUAAAUGCAGGAUCUGACCACCUAUCCACUACAUCAGACUUUUCCAUGUCAGGAUUCUGAGCCAUGUGUGUGUGGGGAGGAUUGUGUUUUUCACUGUGACCUGAAUUUGGUGCCUUGAAUUCAUAUUGUACAGCUUUUAAAACUAUCCUUUUUGUUUUUGAGUGCUUUUUUUUUUUUUUUUUUUUUUAGUUCACAUCUUCAUUUCCUUGUUUUCACAGGGAACUGUCUGGUGCUCUUACAAAGGUUUUAAAUGUUUUUUCUUUUCACAAAACUAUUUAAGCGUACAAUUUUUAUGGUCCUUUGUAAUAUACUGUACAACAUUUUUAAGAUGUAAACUAAAGAUUAUUUCUGAAAUCUAAAUAACUCAAAGAUGUCUAGACUAGCAUGUAAUUUAAGGACUUUAUUGGAUUAAAAUGAGUAACUAAACU